Mytilus trossulus (common blue mussel) is the source of this 432-nucleotide messenger RNA. RefSeq names its product histone H3. The record is from RefSeq and is a predicted model, not a curated record. Gene Ontology annotation, cellular component: nucleosome. Bases 22 to 432 code for a protein of 136 amino acids. Lineage: Eukaryota; Metazoa; Mollusca; Bivalvia; Mytilida; Mytilidae. The transcript has a single exon. Gene Ontology annotation, molecular function: structural constituent of chromatin; DNA binding; protein heterodimerization activity.
UCGUCCACAGAGCUAAUAAUCAUGGCACGAACAAAGCAAACUGCACGUAAAUCCACCGGAGGUAAAGCUCCAAGAAAACAACUUGCCACCAAGGCCGCCCGUAAGAGCGCACCUGCAACCGGUGGAGUCAAGAAACCACAUAGAUACAGGCCAGGAACAGUCGCUCUCCGAGAAAUCAGGAGAUACCAGAAGAGCACAGAGCUCCUCAUCAGGAAACUCCCCUUCCAGAGAUUAGUCCGUGAAAUCGCCCAGGACUUCAAAACUGAUCUCCGAUUCCAGAGUUCAGCCGUCAUGGCCCUACAGGAAGCCAGCGAAGCCUACUUGGUCGGUCUCUUCGAGGAUACCAACUUGUGCGCAAUCCACGCCAAGAGAGUAACCAUCAUGCCAAAGGAUAUCCAAUUGGCCCGAAGAAUCCGUGGAGAACGUGCUUAA